CUGCUGAGGCGACAACGGGGGGAUCUUGGCCUUUGAGCGCUCGCUAUUUCACGGCCGCCUCAUCCAGCAGUGGAUGGCGCAUGGCUGCACCCCCCCCACACUCACUCACACAACCGCGCAUGCGCAGGGCGCGCCACCGUCACGUGACAACACACGUGCCACACUGUACGCACUGUAGAGUUAGUGGACCUCUCACGUUUUCGUUCCAGGGCGACCCCGCGUGGCCCCGAGACCCCCUUACGGGGGGCUACUACCGGUGCGUUUAGACCCCGGCUACGACUCCUCGGGGGUUCCGUCCAGACCCAAAAUCCCCUCCCCCCAAAGGAGCCCCGAGUGCUGCCGAUGCCGCUACCAGGCGAUAUCUCCCGCCGGGCGGGGAGGGGGGCGGGGACGGGGACCCCGGGGCAGCCGCGUCUCCCUCCCCGGGGAGGGAAGAUGCAGCGGGGACGGGGACGAGGCUUAUCGGCCGCCCCCGGGACCCUCUCGGCCCCGCAGCGAAGGCCCCGCAACGCGGGCCCCGACCCUCACAAAAGCCCGGGGAAGCGGACAGUGGCGCAGGGCUCCAAGGGGCAACCUCGAGUUGUGGCGCUGGCAGUCCCGGAAGGGGGCGAAGAUGAGAAAGAUGAUAGUAGUGCAGGGAGCGACGCGGAGCUUGCUGGCGACGCCGAUCAGGACGGCGGCUGGAAGCGAGAGAUGGCCGAGAUGUCCUUGGAGGAGCUGCAGCGUGUGAGGGAGACCAUGGGCACCAAGGAGUUCGAGCGCAGAAGUGCAGGGGCACGGGCAGCAGCAUCAGCAGCGGGGGGCGCGCCCAAGAGAAGCGACAAGAACCGGCCCGUGGAGAUGUCCUCCAAGUGCCCUGUGGGUCGCCUGCGCCAGGUGAUCUCAAUGAAGAAGCAGGUUGUACGGGACCCAAGGUUUGAUGACCUGUCGGGGACAUUCAGCGAGACCAUCUUCCAGAGCACCUACAGCUUCCUGGACUCCAUCCGUCAGCGUGAGAAGAAGGAGCUGGAGAAGGGGCUGAAGAAGGUGAAGUCGAGUGAUCGGAAGCAGGAGAUGGAGUACUUGCUGCAAAGGAUGGAAAACCAAGAGAGAGCAAAACAAAAGCAGGAGAAGCGGCGGGAGGCGGAGUUGAAGGCGAAGCGUGAAGCGCGGGAGCUCAUGCUGCAGGGACACUCCCCAUUCUACGCCAAGAAAUCCGAGCUGCGCAAGCAGGAGUUGGCAGAGAAGUACCAGGCGCUCAAGAAGUCAGGGAAGGUCGACAAGUUCCUGAGCCAGAAGCGCAAGCGCAAUGCACAGCGGGACCGUCGGAAGCUGCCCCCCCCCAAGAGGGAGCGGAGUUGCCCAGGAGGGCAGGAGUAGAGGGGGCAGAAGUAGAGGGGGCAGCAGAAGACAAGCAAGGGCACCAAGGGGACUGUUGGGGGUCGAGGUCACGAACGGGCACCUUGUUCAUAUUUUAUAUUUUUUUCUUUUAUUGUGCAUUAUGGCUUAAUUGCUAGAGGAUUUGCGUGUAAUUGAAAUAAAGUGAGCAUGUUGUCGAACUAGU
This is a messenger RNA of Petromyzon marinus (sea lamprey), 1543 nucleotides long. RefSeq names its product ribosomal RNA processing 36 (gene RRP36). The record is from RefSeq and is a predicted model, not a curated record. Gene Ontology annotation, cellular component: nucleolus; 90S preribosome. Gene Ontology annotation, biological process: maturation of SSU-rRNA from tricistronic rRNA transcript (SSU-rRNA, 5.8S rRNA, LSU-rRNA). NCBI's taxonomy places the organism in Eukaryota, Metazoa, Chordata, Hyperoartia, Petromyzontiformes, Petromyzontidae.